Microbotryum saponariae is the source of this 1641-nucleotide messenger RNA. NCBI's taxonomy places the organism in Eukaryota, Fungi, Basidiomycota, Microbotryomycetes, Microbotryales, Microbotryaceae. The record is from the annotation of a GenBank genome assembly.
AUGUCUGAAACCCCAUCAAGUCUCCCUCGGCGUAUUCAGAGCUCGUUCCGGUCUGCGGUCGCGUUGAAGCAGGUCAAUCUGUUCCGGUCGAGCGAGAUUGUCCGGAUCGAUGACGCGCCACCGACGUUCCCGAACCAGCUCGUGCACAUCUGCCCCGAUCUCGCCCACAAGCCUUCAGUGCCCCCAAAGUACGCUCCCCUUGCCAAGGCUAGAGUCCGUUGACCCUUUAACGGCUGCUCGAGCUUGGCCUCCUAUCGCUGAUAGUCUUUCACGGCUCCCGCUUGAACUCUCUCGCGCUUGCUCCUCUGCUCCAUUGGCCCCUCACACAGAACGCCUGAUCUGAGCAAAGUCGGCAAGCGCGAUCCUUUACAGGGCCCCGAGUACGGACCUGGGGAGAAGGUUCAAGAUUUUGAAUGCGGAGGUGUCUCUUACUCAAUUGUGCACAAUCUACACGCGCUGAUGGAAGGUCAGUCCGAGGAUCCACGACUGCACGACUUCAGACGACUGUGACUUUGCCGCUUCUAGCUUGGUCCUGAUGCUUGUCGCGCCGUGUAAAUGCGUUGAUCCUGCGGCGGUUCCGCAGAACAUGGUAUGAUCGUACCACAAUUUGGAGAGGCCACCCCGUUCCGACCUCAGACGAGCGACUUGAUCGAUAGCGACCUCAAAGCGGCGUAUUCGCUGACGCAGCAAUACGCCGACGACGGUCGGGAGAUCAUCUGCUUUUUCAAGUGAGUUUUUGUUACUUUAGUGCUGGAGUGAGAGUAGAGGCGGGUUGGGUAAUCAAACAGCUUGGGAUCGGCACUGUACCUCAGCGGGGGGCCUCUUGCUGGUGCCUCGCAGCCACAUCUUCGUGAGUGGAAUGGCAACCCUGAUCGCGUCGGCGAAGGAUUUCAACUGAUACGCUCGAACCGCCUUGCCUUAUGUUAUGUUGAACUUCCGCCUUUGAAUGGAUCUUGUGCUCCACAGACAUUCAGUUCUGCCCGUUCCAAUUUUCCACUCCGCCGGCUCCUGAACUACUUGCUCGGGCAAUAGGACCAGGUAAGUGUCUCGAAGGCAUGAUUCAAAACUGGCCUGAAUACCAGCGACAAAUGGACAACGCACUGAUAUCCUUGAUGACGACGAGACCGAUAGUGUCGGAAGAUAGGCCUACCAAAUUGAACAUACCAUGGAUUCACUACAUCAUACCGAUUCCGCCAUCACCCACGACCGCAACGCUGUCCACGCUUUACCAUCGCUUGCUCAAGACGAACAGGGACCACCUCGAAGCGCACGGCAAGAGCGAUCGGACGAGUUACAACCUUUUCAUUACGCAGAAGUUCAUGCACCUUGUCCCUCGAACCAAAAGGUUGAUCAGAUUUGAGCGGAAGAGUUCGGAAGGCAAGACGGGUAGGUUCAUAGGUGCCGGCUUUCGGACACCUCGUUCUGGCCGAUGGGACGAAAGCCACUGACCGAACGUGAAACUCGUCCAUAACAGAAGAAGUGAACCUCUCGGUCAACGGCUUGGUGAUACUUGGCUUAUGGCACGUCCAGGAUUCAAACACGCGGGCCGAACUUCUGCAGUUUGGACUCGAGAGAGGGCUGAGAAGUUGCUGCGUCGCCAAUGGGGACUAUGCGGCGGCGAAUUGUGAAAAGGGCUCUUGA